Messenger RNA from Fragaria vesca subsp. vesca, 1243 nucleotides. Its product is annotated as vacuolar protein sorting-associated protein 2 homolog 1-like. Bases 198 to 956 code for a protein of 252 amino acids. Gene Ontology annotation, cellular component: ESCRT III complex; multivesicular body. The record is from RefSeq and is a predicted model, not a curated record. Gene Ontology annotation, biological process: protein transport; late endosome to vacuole transport; endosome transport via multivesicular body sorting pathway. The transcript is spliced from 4 exons. Lineage: Eukaryota; Viridiplantae; Streptophyta; Magnoliopsida; Rosales; Rosaceae.
GAGUAGAGGAGAAAGGAGGGUGGUCGUCUCCUUCGUCUGCGAUUCCAUUCCUUAACCACUACACAAAAACACCGCGUCAGAUACCAAUCAUCACAACACCUUAAAUCCUCCUCUCCCUUCGAUUCAAUCACAGCAGUCAGGUACUACCCGACCCGAUCCGAUCACAUAGUUUCAUUCGGACCUUCCGAUCCACCGCCAUGAGCUUCAUCUUCGGCAAGCGCAAAACUCCCGCAGAACUGUUGCGGGAGAACAAGAGAAUGCUGGAUAAAUCUAUUAGGGAAAUAGAGAGGGAGAGAGGAUCGCUUCAGGCGCAAGAGAAGAAACUGAUUGCGGAGAUUAAAAAGAGUGCUAAGCAAGGCCAGAUGGGAGCUGUCAGAGUUAUGGCAAAAGACCUGGUUCGAACACGGCACCAGAUUGAAAAGUUUUAUAAGCUUAAGUCACAACUGCAGGGUGUAUCUCUCAGAAUCCAGACACUGAAAUCAACUCAAGCGAUGGGAGAGGCAAUGAAGGGGGUGACAAAGGCAAUGGGCCAGAUGAAUAGACAGAUGAACUUGCCAUCACUACAGAAAAUUAUGCAAGAAUUUGAGAGGCAAAACGAGAAGAUGGAAUUGACAACUGAGGUGAUGGGAGAUGCAAUUGAUGAUGCUUUGGAAGGAGAUGAGGAAGAGGAGGAAACAGACGACCUAGUUAACCAAGUUCUUGAUGAAAUUGGUAUAACUGUCAAUCAAGAGGUAAUCAGCACUCGUAUGCUUUUCUCUUACAAAAUAAAAAUGGUUUUGAACAGUAAUAACAGUAUCUUGUGUUUUCAUUCAUUGCAGCUUGUUAAUGCACCAUCAGCCUCUGUGGCUGCACCAGCUGCAAGGGGCAAGGUUGCACAAGUGGAAGCAGCUGCACCUGAUGACGGUGGGAUAGAUAGCGAUUUACAGGCAAGGCUAGACAAUUUGAGAAAGAUGUAGUCUUCAUAUCUUGUAUAUACUUAUAUUGUUGGCAUAGUGUGAAAGGUCAGAUUUCCUUUUUGGCCUUGUAAUAUCUGUGAAAAUUAUUCAAGAAUUUUUCGGAUCAGGAUAUGAGAUAUGCAGAUUCUAAUAAAAUUACAUUUGGUAAAUAAAUCUUUACUCGGAGAUGCCGAAAUGGUAAUGCAGGUUGUAGGUAUGUCCUAAUUCACUGGUCUUUUGAAUGCUUUGUCAAUCUGUUUGAUUAUGCAUUGAUCAGAAUACUGUUAAGUGUCGUUUGUGAGCACAGG